Mesorhabditis spiculigera is the source of this 1764-nucleotide messenger RNA. NCBI's taxonomy places the organism in Eukaryota, Metazoa, Nematoda, Chromadorea, Rhabditida, Rhabditidae. The record is from the annotation of a GenBank genome assembly.
AUGGCAAUCACCUGGAUAACGCAUACGCCAUAUGCGAAUGCCAAGACAAAAUCGUACGUGAGCUAUAGUGCGAUCGCGAACAACUUUAACCUAAAAAAUGACAAAUCGACGGUGACAACGUGGAACGACCAUGGCGGAAGAAACUCAACCCGACACACACAUCGGGUGACGCUCACCGGCCUCGAGCCCGGAGUUCGUUAUUAUUACAAAGUUGGAUCUGAUGAGGGCAUGUCGAAACCGUUCAACUUUACGAUGAUCGACCCGAAAAAGCCGAUCCGUGCGGCCAUCUUUGGCGACCUGGCCCAGGGCCAAAAAGGCUUGAGCUUGGAGCCGUUGAGGUAUUAUUCCUUUACGGGACGAUACAAUAUCAUGUUCCAUAUUGGCGAUAUUGCUUACGACAUGGAUCAAGCGGAUGGAUGGAUCGGCGACUAUUUCUUCAAGGAAUUUGAAGACGUUGCCUCGCAUAUUCCCUACAUGACGUUGGCCGGGAAUCAUGAGCAAAGCCAGAACUUCAAUCAUUACAUCAAUCGAUUUACGAUGCCAAGCAAUGGGAAGGUGAAUGACAAUCAGUUUUGGAGUUUUGACCUCGGCCCGGUCCAUUUUGUCGGGCUCAGCUCGGAAUAUCACAAUUAUAACAUGUACGAUCAAGCCCAGAAGAUGGUCGAUUGGUUGAAGGCCGAUUUGGCCAAGACAAAACAACCCUGGAUCAUCGCCAUGAUCCAUCGCCCAAUGUAUUGUUCUGCUCGUUGCGAUGCCUUCGAAAAUAAUGUGCUGAAAAAGGGAGCCAACAAGCUGCCUGCCAUCGAGCCGAUCUUGGGCGAAUAUGGUGUUGAUAUGCUCUUCGCCGGGCAUAAACAUUACUACGAGAGGCUUUUCCCAAUCUACAACGACAGGGCCACAAUUUACAAAGAUGCCGCCCACAUUAAAGAUGCUAAGGCGACGAUUCACUUUGUGAGCGGAAGCGCUGGCUGUCACACCCACAUCGACGACGUCGACUACAAGCCGCUCCCCUACAGCGCCCACCAUAGCGAGCUCUAUGGCUUUAGUUACUCUACCGUCACCGCAUGGGUAGAUCAGGGCAAGCAGAAGUCCAUCCGCUACACACAUCGCGUGAUUUUGAAGGAUUUGGAGCCAGACUAUCGCGUUGGCUCUUCUGAAGGGCAGUCCCAGCUCUUCAAUUUUACAAUGUUAGAUGGCAAAAAUGGGUUCCGAGCAGCCGUAUUUGGGGAUUUGGCACAAGGGGCGGAUGGGAGGAGCGACAUCUCCUACGAUUUGGACUCGAAUGAUGGAAAGGCAUCAAACCCAUGGCUCAUCUCCAUGCUCCAUCGGCCGAUGUACUGCUCGGCAAAGUGCGACAAGACGGAGAACAUCGUGCUCCGAAAAGGUGACGCCAAUCUCCCGGCUUUAGAACCCUUCCUCGGGAAAUUCGGCGUUGACUUGGUGUUCAGCGGCCAUAGGCACUACUAUGAACGCUUAUUCCCAAUCUACGACGAAAAUCCGACUGUCUACAAAAAUGGGAGCUAUAUUGAGAACGCGAAGGCGACCGUGCACUUUGUUACUGGAAGCGCGGGCUGCCACAGCCACACCAAGGAGGCCGACUUCAAACCGGCCGUUUUCAGCGCCGCUUCCAGUGACUCGUACGGAUUUAAUCUAGUCGAGGUCUUCAACGCGACCCACAUCCACUCCCAGUUCAUCCACGAGAAAUCCGGCAAGGCGCAUGAUGACUUUUGGCUGGUCAAAGCCGAGGGCUACCGGCCGUAUAAU